UCUGACGUCAAGACGUACGGUUUGAGCAUGCUUACUACGCCCGAACAUAAACAAAGGCAGGACGUUUCCCCGCAUUCAAAUCAGACCCAGCUUCAAUUUUAUAUGCUAACAAAUCCGAAAACUUGAAAAGCUUCAUAGAGCUGGAACCAUGGAAAACGCCUUGCUGAUGCGAGUUAGUGUCUUUACUGACCAAGGAGGCAGGAAAUACAUGGAAGACGUGACUGAGGUCAUAGUGGAGCCCGAGCCGGGGGAAGAUGAGCCGACGCCGGGUGAACAGGAGGCGGGUAAUGGGGGAGCUUUUAGCGUCAGCGUUACGGCUGUGGAUUCACAUCCAGACAUUAAAGAUGGAAAAGCCAAAACUGAGCAGCUUACAGAAUUAUCAAGUGAACGAGUUCGAACUGCAGAAAAACACAUUUUUGAGGAAACCAUUUCACCGGGAAGCGAGUGUCCACCUCGAGAUCAAGCCAGUACCUCCGGUCGCUCCCGCCGUUCCGUGGCGUUCUUCGCGGUGUUCGAUGGCCACGGGGGUAGCGAGGCUGCGCAGUUUGCGCGAGACUGUUUAUGGGAAUACAUAAAGAAACAACGCGGGUUCUGGUCCAACUGUGACCGGGAGGUCUGCUCAGCUAUACGCAAAGGAUUUGUAGCCUGCCACCAUGCUAUGUGGAAGAAGCUACCUGAAUGGCCAAAAACUCUCACAGGGCUUCCUAGUACAUCAGGCACCACAGCCAGUGUUGUAGUGCUCAGAGGAAACCGCAUGUAUGUGGCUCAUGUCGGCGAUUCAGCCAUAGUUCUGGGUGUCCAGGAUGAUCCUUCAGUUCCAUUCAUCAAAGCUAUCGAAGUGACCCAGGACCACAAGCCUGAAUUACCCAAAGAGAGAGAACGUAUCGAAGGUCUUGGAGGGAGUGUGAUCAAGAAGUCAGGAGUGAACCGUGUGGUCUGGAAGAGGCCCAGACUCAGUCACAAUGGUCCAGUUCGUCGGAGCACCAUUAUUGACCAGAUACCUUUCUUGGCUGUUGCUCGAGCUUUAGGUGAUUUGUGGAGUUAUGACUUCUACAGUGGAGAGUUUGUGGUUUCUCCUGAGCCAGACACCAGCGUUGUGAUUCUUGACCCUCGAAAACACCGCUACAUUGUCCUGGGGAGUGAUGGUCUGUGGAAUAUGGUGCCACCUCAAGAGGCCAUCUCCAUGUGUCAGAAGAACGAUGAGGAAAUGGUACCAUGUGGUGUAACAAGUGCCAGGCAGCUUGUGAGCCAUUCGUUGCUGCGGUGGCGCCAACGAAUGUUACGUGCUGACAACACCAGUGCCAUUGUGAUUGCCCUGCUGGAACCUGGGGGCUCCAAAGAAACAUUCCACAAUGAAGAGGUGCUACUGGACCUGGCCAAAGUGUCCCAGUGUCCUCCUACAUCUAUAUCCCGUGCAGACACUCCGCUACUACCGCAGCAACCCCCAGAUGAAGACUCUACCUCUGCCAUGUCUGAGCUGUUCCCUGCUCUGGAGCGACAGGAUGGACUAUCUGGAAGCAACAGUUUCUACCACAUGACUCUGUCGGACCCUUUUAGUCUGUCACCUCUAUGUUCAAACAGCACCAUGGACUCGCCCAGUCACUCCAGUCUAGCUGACAGAACAGUAACCAGGAAGACAUCCACCAAAAGAACUCUGAAUGGAUCCCCUUCGUCAGGCCUUUUGGCAAAGAAGGCUAAACGCAGAACUGACAGGCCACCGCUGGUCCAGCACAACACUGAGGAGAAACAGAAGGAGUCUGUCUCUCCCAUUCUACAGCAGCAUAACAAGACCACAGUGUGUGUCUGCUGAAAAGACACACCAGCUGUUAUCUUUGUCUCCUAUGGCUUCCUGUUUGGGAUGAUUGCACCUCUGACAUUGUCAGAGCAACCUUUGUUAAAGGUUGUGCUAAGUGUUUAAUCAAAUCCCACUUAAAACGUUUUCUUAUCUGAUUUUUGAUUCCUAAAAUGCUAGUGAAGCAGUAUCGACGCUGAGGGAGAGGGACGCUUAUAUCAGAAUGUUGGGCUGCAGCCAGUUCACCAUAAACAUUCUUGGCCUUACUGUGGUGGAGAACCUAUGUUUGCUCCUAAAGCCAUUUCCAAUACAAAUGGCUUUCUUAACCUUCAGUGUUUGGUAUAUUGUGGAAAAGUCACUUAUUAAAAUAUGAAUUGAAGAGAAUUUAUUUUAAACUGAAGUACACCCAUUAGAUCUCCUUCUAAAUCCUGCAUAUUCAAAUGUAAAUUCCAGCUUGUGCUACCACAAUGUGUGGUAAUAAGUAGAAGAACUGGGUAUGCAUAAUGUUGCUGGUGUAAAUAUUAUGAAUUUUAUAGCUGAGUAUUUAAGUAUGUAGAACUGUUUAUGCAAAAUGAAUCUAUUUUUAUACAUUCUUUUAUUGUGUGAUAGAACAUAAAAUUCCUUCUAGAUGUGCACACCCCACAGCUUCCAUGUUAAAUGGACCUUGAGUUUUGACAUGUAUUUUAUUUAAUCACUGAAAACUUAUCUUGAAUAUAAACAGAAGGUGCUACUACAGUAAACAAAUCAGUAAGCUAGUACUCUGUAUAUUUAUAUGAAUUGUUAGUGUGUGACAAUGUUCGUUUUUCUUAUACAUGUUAAACUCUUGAUAAAUAUUGCAUCAUUUAGGAAUAUUCCAUCAUAUAUUUUAUAGUUGUAUUUAGUAACAGUUUUCAGCUGUUUGGUGUGUUUAUUCUAGACAUUUGCCUGUUCUCCAAAACUGUCUUCUGUUUCUAUUUGCAGAUGUUGGCAAUUCUGCCUUAGCAGAUUUUUGCAACUGGUAGAUCUGUUUUUGUAGCUGCAAAAACAGCUACAAAAGGAAAUUUAGAGUGAUGUCAUGUUCAAAGUCAUGGGAGUCUCAUGAAAUCAGUGGAAUCUGUUUACGAGAAUAUGUAAAAUCAGAAUUGCAAAAUAAGUGUGUGCAAUAUUCACGUCACCAAGAACUGUUUAGAAUGCAAUCAGUUAGGAUUUAUUUCUAGUGUCAUAAAUCUCAAUUUUUCUCAGUAAUAUAAUAUUCAAUCAGUUUGGCAGUCUUAUAGCACCAGAUGUUCCUACUGGACACUAAUGACAUUGCCCAAAAAUGCUAAAGGUCACAGAAUGAUGGAAACAGAGAUGAGACGGAGAGGAAAGUAGAAAUUGGGCAUAUAUGACAACUAGUUAUAUAUACUAGUUAUCGUAAUAUUAUCAGUAGCCCAAGAUUUUCCCAUAUUGUGCAGCCAUAGUUCUGACUGGAGAUGGGUAUGAGCAUGAUUGUCAGGACUAAGACCCUCCUCCUGCCUCUAAAAGGAUGUUUCUAGUUAUUACUGAGAGGAGCUCAAUUAUUUUUUUUACAGAUUAUCUGUCUUAUACUAUAAAGACAGUUAUCAAAUAUGUCAAUUUUCUUUUUUAAUAGUUACUGCAGCUUUAAUGUUGAUUUAAUAUUUGGAAGUGUGGCUAACAGACUGAAUGACUUCCUUCACUUCCUCCUCUGUCAAACUACAGUGGUAGGCAGACUGCAGUUCUUAAAUGGUACAGAAACUACAUCACCAUUCACAACUGCUCCUUUUUGACUGGCCUGGUUAAAAUCCACUUCAAUAAGAGAAAUCCAAUAUAGAGCACUGAAGGGAGAUGAGAAUUAUGUGGAAUUAAGCAGGAAGGCAAUUGCCAGGCUAAGGGGGACUAAGGCAAAUUAAUUUCUUUGAUAAAAGAUACAAAUCUGAGUUUGUGGCAGGGAUGUGAAGCACCUGACGAAGCAUCCUUGUUACAGACGUGAAGUUCUACAGAAGCCAAGCCCUUUUGUCUUGAGCAUUGGUGUAAAAUUAUUGUAAAAAAAAUCAAGCUGAACAGAAUGACCAAUACACAAGACUUAUGAAUCUCCCAAACCCUGUUUGAUGUUGCAUGUUUUUUUUCUGCUAAUCUUUAUGUUUGACUCAUUCUGUAGAUAUAUACAUUCUGUUGUCUGGUUUUGGGUCUGUUGAUUCAUAUCUGUAAUUUUAUUCUUGAAAAAUGCUUAUGAAAUGCCAUUUUUCCACUUCCAACCCUAGUUUUAAAAGCUGUUGUGCAUGUGUACAGUGUAAAUGUGGAGAAAAGCAAAACCACUUAUUCCAGAAAUGAACUUAUUAAAAUAAUUUUUCCUGAAGUUAAAUAAUAAAUUUUCUCUUGUA
Messenger RNA from Xiphophorus couchianus (Monterrey platyfish), 4152 nucleotides. It is a transcript of the gene ppm1da, whose product is annotated as protein phosphatase, Mg2+/Mn2+ dependent, 1Da. The transcript is spliced from 6 exons. Gene Ontology annotation, biological process: protein dephosphorylation. Gene Ontology annotation, molecular function: cation binding; protein serine/threonine phosphatase activity. Bases 149 to 1810 code for a protein of 553 amino acids. The record is from RefSeq and is a predicted model, not a curated record. Lineage: Eukaryota; Metazoa; Chordata; Actinopteri; Cyprinodontiformes; Poeciliidae.